Penicillium verhagenii is the source of this 336-nucleotide messenger RNA. RefSeq names its product thiamine-binding protein. Bases 1 to 336 code for a protein of 111 amino acids. The record is from RefSeq and is a predicted model, not a curated record. NCBI's taxonomy places the organism in Eukaryota, Fungi, Ascomycota, Eurotiomycetes, Eurotiales, Aspergillaceae. The transcript has 4 exons. Gene Ontology annotation, cellular component: cytosol.
AUGGACUAUAAAUCUCUCCCCACACCCACCCACUGCCUCGCAGACUUUUGCCUGAUUCCCAUCGGCACCGCAUCGGCUUCAGUCUCGGCCCAAAUCGCUGAUGUCCAGCGACUGAUCGAGCAAUCCGGUGUCAAAUAUGUGAUGCAUUCAGCCGGCACUACGCUCGAGGGAGACUGGGAUAGUGUCCACAGGGUCAUUGGACAGGCGCAUACAAUGCUGCACCAGCAGGGUGUUGUGCGGAUUCAGACUGAUAUCCGGGUCGGAUCGAGGACUGAUAAGGUGCAGACGUCUGAGGAUAAGGUGAAUAAGGUGCGGGAGUUGUUGGGGAAGGAGUAG